UCGCGGCUUCUCCUCCGGAGGCGCUGAGUGCGCGCCUCGCCCGCGUGGCCCCUCGGGGCGCACUUUGGGGCCAAGAGGAAAAUGGGGGAGAAAGUUUCGGAGGUGCGGGAACCGCUUCCCCGAGGCUGCAGCGGCCACGGCGGCCGGACUCCCGCCUCUGCGGCGGCUGCAACGUCUUCACCGGGCGCUUCCUCGGCCGAGUCUUCUUCGGGCUCAGAAACUCUGUCGGAGGAAGGGGAGCCCGGCGGCUUCUCCCGCGAGCAGCCGCCGCCGCCGGGCGGCGCCCAGGGCGCCCGGUCAUCCGCCGCGUGGGCUCCGGUGCGCGUGGUGCUAGAGCUUGGAGUCCCCGCGCCGCCGCUGCCGCGCCCUGGAGGAGCCGCGCCGCCCGCGCCUCUGGACAGCAGUGCGUCCCAGGAGGAGCAGGACGAGGAGCUUGACCACAUAUUGUCGCCUCCACCCAUGCCGUUUCGGAAGUGCAGCAACCCAGAUGUGGCUUCUGGCCUUGGUAAGUCACUGAAGUUUAAAAGGCAGCUGAGCGGUGAGGAUGGACGGCAGCUGCGACGGGGGAGCCUGGGAGGAGCACUGACUGGGAGGUACCUCCUACCAAACCCGGUAGCGGGGCAGGCCUGGCCAGCCUCCGCAGAGACGUCAAACCUUGUGCGCAUGCGCAGCCAAGCCCUGGGUCAGUCGGCGCCCUCCCUCACUGCCAGCCUGAAGGAGCUGAGUCUCCCCAGAAGAGGAAGCUUGAUAGAUUCCCAGAAGUGGAAUUGCUUGGUCAAACGUCUCACUCCACGGAGCCUGAGUCCAACCCCAUCCAGCCCAGGCAGUCCCUGUAGUCCUCUCUUCGCCUUCCACUUUUGGAGUUGCCGAACAAGUAACCGGAAGAGCUUGAUAGGCAAUGGGCAGUCACCAGCAUUGCCUCGCCCACACUCACCUCUUUCUGCUCAUGCAGGAAAUAGCCCUCAAGAUAGUCCAAGAAAUUUCUCCCCCAGUGCCUCAGCCCAUUUCUCAUUUGCACGGAGGACUGAUGGACGCCGCUGGUCCCUGGCUUCUCUCCCUUCCUCUGGCUAUGGGACAAACACGCCCAGCUCCACCGUCUCUUCGUCUUGUUCAUCCCAAGAGAAGUUGCACCAGUUACCAUACCAACCAACACCAGAUGAAUUACACUUCCUAUCGAAACAUUUUUGUACCACAGAAAGUAUCGCUACUGAGAACAGAUGCAGAAACACACCAAUGCGUCCCCGUUCCCGAAGUCUGAGCCCUGGACGUUCUCCCGCCUGCUGUGACCAUGAAAUAAUUAUGAUGAACCAUGUCUACAAAGAAAGGUUCCCAAAGGCUACCGCUCAGAUGGAAGAACGUCUAAAGGAAAUUAUCACCAGCUACUCUCCUGACCACGUUCUUCCCCUGGCAGAUGGAGUGCUUAGUUUCACUCACCAUCAGAUUAUUGAACUGGCUCGAGAUUGCUUGGAUAAAUCCCACCAGGGUCUCAUCACCUCCCGAUACUUCCUUGAAUUACAGCACAAAUUAGAUAAAUUGCUACAGGAGGCUCAUGAUCGUUCGGAAAGUGGGGAGUUGGCAUUUAUUAAACAACUAGUUCGAAAAAUUCUAAUUGUCAUUGCCCGCCCUGCUCGGUUAUUAGAGUGCCUGGAAUUUGAUCCUGAAGAAUUUUACUACCUAUUGGAAGCAGCAGAAGGUCAUGCAAAAGAAGGACAGGGUAUUAAAACUGACAUUCCCAGGUACAUCAUUAGCCAGCUGGGGCUCAAUAAGGACCCUUUGGAAGAAAUGGCUCAGUUGGGAAACUAUGAUAGUGGGACAGCAGAAACACCAGAAACAGAUGAAUCCAUGAGUAGCUCUAAUGCUUCCCUGAAACUUCGAAGGAAACCUCGGGAAAGUGAUUUUGAAACGAUUAAACUGAUUAGCAAUGGAGCCUAUGGGGCAGUCUACUUUGUUCGGCAUAAGGAAUCCCGACAGAGGUUUGCCAUGAAGAAGAUUAAUAAACAGAACCUCAUCCUCCGAAACCAGAUCCAGCAGGCCUUUGUGGAACGGGAUAUCCUCACUUUUGCAGAGAAUCCUUUUGUGGUCAGCAUGUACUGCUCCUUUGAAACAAGGCGCCACUUGUGCAUGGUCAUGGAGUAUGUGGAAGGGGGUGACUGUGCUACUUUAAUGAAGAACAUGGGUCCUCUCCCUGUCGAUAUGGCUAGGAUGUACUUUGCUGAAACUGUCCUGGCUUUGGAGUAUCUACAUAAUUAUGGAAUUGUACACAGGGACUUGAAACCAGACAAUUUAUUGGUCACCUCCAUGGGGCAUAUAAAGCUGACAGAUUUUGGAUUAUCCAAGGUGGGACUAAUGAGCAUGACUACCAAUCUUUAUGAGGGUCAUAUUGAAAAGGAUGCUCGAGAAUUCCUGGACAAACAGGUCUGUGGCACACCUGAAUACAUUGCACCAGAAGUGAUUCUGAGGCAGGGCUAUGGAAAGCCGGUAGACUGGUGGGCCAUGGGGAUUAUCCUCUAUGAAUUUUUGGUUGGAUGCGUGCCAUUCUUUGGGGACACUCCAGAAGAGCUAUUUGGACAAGUCAUCAGUGAUGAAAUCAAUUGGCCUGAAAAGGAUGAGGCGCCACCACCCGAUGCCCAGGAUCUGAUAACUUUGCUUCUCAGGCAGAAUCCCCUGGAGAGACUGGGAACAGGUGGUGCAUAUGAAGUCAAACAGCAUCGAUUCUUCCGUUCUUUAGACUGGAACAGUUUGCUGAGACAGAAGGCAGAAUUUAUUCCCCAACUGGAAUCCGAAGAUGACACAAGUUAUUUUGAUACUCGGUCAGAGAAGUAUCACCACAUGGAGACUGAGGAAGAAGAUGACACAAAUGAUGAAGACUUUAACGUAGAAAUAAGGCAGUUUUCCUCAUGUUCACAUAGAUUUUCAAAAGUUUUCAGCAGUAUUGAUCGAAUAACUCAGACUUCAGGAGAAGAGAAGGAAGACCCUGGGGACAAAACCAAAAGUACAACUCUGCCGUCCACGGAGACCUUAAGCUGGAGCUCAGAAUAUUCUGAAAUGCAACAGUUAUCCACCUCCAACUCUUCAGAUACUGACAGCAACAGACAUAAACUCAGCUCUGGUCUGCUCCCCAAACUGGCUAUUUCAACAGAGGCAGAACAAGAUGAAGCUGCUCCCUGUUCCAGAGACCCCCAUGAGGAGCCAGAGAAGCCAGUUCUUCCUCCUGCAGAGUGUGCUCAGGAGGAGCCCGAGGUCACCACCCCAGCCAGCACCAUCAGCAGCUCCACCCUGUCAGUUGGCAGUUUUUCAGAGCACUUGGAUCAGAUAAAUGGACGAAGCGAGUGUGUGGACAGUACAGAUAAUUCCUCAAAGCCAUCCAGUGAACCCGCUUCUCACAUGGCUCGGCAGCGAUUAGAAAGCACAGAAAAAAAGAAAAUCUCGGGGAAAGUCACAAAGUCCCUCUCUGCCAGUGCCCUGUCCCUCAUGAUCCCAGGAGAUAUGUUUGCUGUUUCUCCACUGGGAAGCCCAAUGUCUCCCCAUUCCCUGUCUUCUGACCCUUCAUCUUCACGGGAUUCCUCACCCAGCCGAGAUUCUUCAGCGGCUUCUGCCAGUCCACACCAGCCCAUCGUCAUCCACAGUUCCGGGAAGAACUAUGGCUUCACCAUCCGAGCCAUCCGGGUGUAUGUCGGCGACAGUGACAUCUACACUGUGCAUCACAUCGUCUGGAAUGUAGAAGAAGGAAGUGCAGCAUGCCAGGCAGGACUGAAAGCUGGCGACCUCAUUACACACAUCAAUGGAGAGCCGGUGCAUGGACUUGUCCACACAGAAGUUAUAGAGCUCUUGCUGAAGAGUGGAAAUAAGGUGUCAAUCACUACCACCCCGUUUGAAAACACAUCAAUCAAAACAGGACCAGCCAGGAGAAACAGCUACAAGAGCCGGAUGGUGAGGCGGAGCAAGAAAUCUAAGAAGAAAGAAAGUCUAGAAAGGAGGAGAUCCCUUUUCAAAAAACUAGCCAAGCAGCCUUCUCCUUUACUCCAUACCAGCCGAAGUUUCUCCUGCUUAAACAGAUCCCUGUCAUCAGGGGAAAGCCUUCCAGGGUCCCCCACUCACAGCUUAUCUCCCCGGUCUCCUACACCCAGCUAUCGCUCCACCCCCGACUUCCCAUCUGGUACCAACUCCUCCCAAAGCAGCUCACCCAGUUCUAGUGCCCCCAAUUCUCCAGCAGGGUCAGGACACAUCCGGCCCAGUACUCUGCACGGUCUGGCCCCCAAACUGAGUGGGCAGCGGUACCGCUCUGGAAGGCGGAAGUCAGCUGGGAGUAUCCCGCUCUCCCCCUUGGCCAGGACACCCUCUCCAACUCCACAGCCCACCUCCCCACAGCGGUCACCAUCACCUCUCCUGGGACAUUCACUUGGCAAUUCCAAGAUCGCUCAAGCCUUUCCCAACAAAAUGCACUCCCCUCCCACCAUCGUCAGACACAUUGUGAGGCCUAAGAGCGCAGAGCCCCCGCGUUCCCCGCUGCUCAAGCGUGUGCAGUCAGAGGAAAAGCUCUCUCCCUCCUACGGCAGUGACAAGAAGCACCUGUGUUCCCGCAAGCACAGCCUGGAGGUGACACAGGAGGAGGUGCAGCGGGAGCAGCCCCAGCGGGAGGUGACCUUGCAGAGCCUGGAGGAGAACAUGUGUGACGCGCCUUCCCUGAGCCGGGCCAGGCCAGUGGAGCAGGGCUGCCUGAAGCGCCCAGUCUCCCGCAAGCUAGGGAGGCAGGAAUCCGUGGAUGACCUGGACCGAGAUAAGCUGAAGGCCAAGGUGGUCGUGAAGAAACCAGAGGGCUUCCCAGAAAAACAGGAGUCCCACCAGAAAUCCCAUGGACUUGGUAGUGAUUUGGAAAACCUCCCUUCCUUUAGGCUAGAGGAGAGAGAGAAGAAAAUAUAUCCGAAGGCUCUAGAAAGGUCAAGCCAUUUUGAAAAUAAAGCGUCCCUGCAAGAAGCCCAGUCCCUGGGCAGCUUAUUGAAAGAUGCUCUUCACAAGCAGGCCAGUGCACGGGCCAGUGAAGGGGUGGUCUCGGAGGGGGCAGUGCCCGCAGAGCAUGGGCAGGGUACCUGUGACUUCAAACGGUCCUCUGCACCCAGCACUCUGCAGGACGGUCUCUGCACUUCCACCGACAGGACCACUUUCAGGAAGGGUGAAAACACAGAGAAGACUCCCCAGUCCAAGGAGUAUCUCCGCUGUGAGAAGUUAGACAGCAAGAUGGCCAACAUUGAUUACCUCCGAAAGAAGAUGUCACUUGAAGACAAAGACGACAGUUUCUGUCCAGUGCUGAAGCCCAAGAUGACAUCUGGUGCCCAUGAAUGCCUGCCCGGGAGCCCAGCCAGGGCCCUGGGUGGGCUGCAGGAGGCUCCCCCUGCCUCUGAGAGUCGGGCGUUCAUCAAUAGUGCCCAGAUUAGCGCCGUCUCUUUUGUUCCUCUGAAGGCCUUGACUGGCCGGGUGGACAGUGGAGCAGAGAAGCCAAGCUUGGUUGCUCCCGAGUCACCUGUCCGGAAAAGCCCUUCUGAGUAUAAGCUGGAAGGUAGGUCUGUGUCAUGCCUGAAGCCAAUUGAGGGCACUUUGGACAUCGCUCUCCUUUCUGGACCUCAAGCUUCCAAAGCAGAGCUGCCUUCACCAGAGCCCACCCAGAGCCCCAGCCCAGGCAGUGAUGUGGCACCUUCACUCCCCCUCCCCAGCAGCGGGGGGAAAAAGGGUGAAACUGUGAGUCAGAGGGAGUCUUCCUCUGCCAGCUUCAAGGUAAAUAAAUCCUACCUGCUGGAGCCUCGGUUCCCACCACCUGGCCGGGGUAUGCAGAAUUCAGCUGUAGCAGUCCUGCCUGACCCGGUGCUAAAGCGAGACAGGAAGGUUUCCCAUGCUUCCAGAAAUGCCGGGACUGUCGUGGAAAGCGACCCGCAACGGAGAGAGAGCGGUGCCAGCAAACACCUAGACAACAGCCUUGACCCUAAGGUCCAUCCUUUCCUGGGGCCGAACCUCCAGGGUGCCGACACAGCCAGGCCACGGGGGCCACUCCCACCUGAAGCUACUCCCUUGAGGGAGAAGCCGGGUCUGAAGGAAUCAUCCGAAAGGGGCCCUUCCACAGCCAGGAGUGAGUGGACUGCUACAAAGGCCAGGGUCCUCAGGGACCAUUCUGUGGAGCUCUGUCCUCCAGAAAGUGCUAAAACCAGUGACAAAGCCAAAAAUCUCCCCUCUGCGGGAAGGACCCACCCAGAUUCCUACACACAGAUCCAGACCUUGGAGAAAGUGUGGGGGCCUUCUGGGAAAACAAACCAUAAAGAUGGUCACGAUGAGGUGAGGUCCCUGCCCAGAGAGGACUCCUCUUUGUUUUCAGGGGUGACUCCUGAAAGAGAGCUGGGCAAGGGAAAAAGUAGUCUGGAACCUAAGCCAGAAGCCCUCCCUGCCAAGAGGUCUCUGCAGACACCCACACCUGAGGGUGGGAAGAGUGAGAAGCUCCCUGGUUUCCCAUCUUUGCAGAAAGAUGUCCCCAAGGAACUGGAAAGAAAAGAACAGCCUCUUCAAAAGCAUUUCGGCAGUAGCUCUCAGCCCCCACCCAUCACCAAAGAGCCACCCAGCAAUGCUGUUCGCCAGCAUUGCAGGUCACCCAGCCACUCUUCAGGCAAAGAGCCAGGAAAUAAGCCCUAUGCUACUGAUCCCAGCCCAGGCCUCCAGGACCCUCCCAAGUCCACUGCUGUGCACAGUGAAAGUAGCAGCCACAAGCUGAGGCCUGGCCCUGAUGCAGGCCCUGCAAAGUUGAAGCACCUAGAGAGGCUCCUCUCCUCCCAGAAGCUGAGCGUGGGGGCUGCAGUGGGCAGAGAGUCUGGCGCUCUGCCUCUUGGUGGCCCUAGUCAAGAAGGAAAGGAAAGCAGUAAAAGUGUGCUGGACUCCUUCCCUGACACCCCAAGUUCCCAGAAAGCAGCCAGUGAUACAAUUUUCCAGGGAGGAAGUGGGCCCUUGGUCCCACUACACACUGAAAAGGGGCCUCUAGACCCCAAGCUGAAACCUGCCAGUGGUGGGCAUCCCCUGGAGAUUCUGGAGAAGCCUGUGCAUCUGCCAAGGCAAGGACACCCAGGGGUUAGUGAGUUGGUAGAUCAGAAUGUUCCCAUUGUCAGUGAAAAGCAGAACCUGUCUCCAAAGCACCCAAAACCAUCCACUGUGAAAGAUUUCCCCUCUCUGUGCAAACAGACAGACAAGAGCCCCAGCCUUCUGGCCACCACCAUAGACCGGAAGUCUGAAGGGAAGAAAUGCACAGAAGCACUUUAUGUUCCAGCAGACAGCGGAAAGCUGGAGGCCAGCCUUUCCCUGACACACGGUGAGUCGAGGCUAAAAGCUGAGAAGCCUGCAGCAGCAGCGGGGAAGGGAUUCACAGAGGCUAAGGGAAAAGGCCUCAGUCCCCAGAAGCCAUUGACUGAAGCAGGCAAGCCCAGUGGCAUGAAACGCUCACCCUCGGCCACUGGGCAGAGUUCUUUUCGAUCAGCUACCCUCCCAGAGAAGUCUCUUAGCUGCUCCUCCAGCUUUCCUGACACCAGGUCAGGAGUUCGAGAUGCCUCCACAGCCAGCAACAACCCCUCUUCUGUCAAGGCCUAUGGGACUGAGGCCACGGCCUCCAUUAACAGGGACCAAAGGAAGUCCCUGCCCGCGGGGGAUGGCAGAACCCAAAUGACAAAGAGCGACUCUAUGCCAUCCUUUCGGAGCUCUGCUGUCACUCUGGAGUCACACCACCCCAACUCAAGUGUGGCUGGGGGAGCUGGCCACCGGGACAGGGCGCUCUCAGUCACUGCCCCCGUAGGAGAAACCAAAGGGAAAGAACCUGCCCCUGUCCAGCCUCCUCAGACUAGGAAACAGAAUGUGGGCAGAGAAGUAACCAAGCCGUCCCCAGCACCAAGCGCUGACCGCCCCAUCUCCCUUUCUUCUGAGAAGGACUUUGUGGUACGGCAGAGGCGGGGGAAAGAGAGUUUGCGUAGCAGUCCUCACAAAAAGGCCUCGUGAUGGGGCUGGCCCCAGGGCAGGACUGGGGUCACCCAACCUGAAUGUGUUACUGUGUCUUGACUACCUUUGAAACCAGCACUGUGUGGGAAUGUCCGCCAGGCAGAGCCGGGAGCCUCACUGAAGAAGGAGAAAGAGAAAGAGAAUUUGGAAAGCGAGAAAGGACCUUCUUCCAAAUGCCUUCCCAGUUGUAACCGGUAAAACUGUUACCAGAUAGUGUUUGUACAAAAAAUCACUACCUUUACAGUUGAGGGUUGUUGAGGAGAAAGAUUUUCUCUGUAAAUAUCUAGCGAUGUGUUUGGUUUUGGAUGUAGAGUCUACACCUUGCUGCUGAUCGCAUUGUUUACUUCAGCUUUGUUUGGGUUUUUUUCAAUUAGAUUUUUUGCUUUACCACUCACCAUAAUGUAGUAAUGAAGAGAAAUGGUUAAAACUGGGUGUGUGUAAAAGUAUAGAUGCACCCCCAUUUGUGUAUAUACACAUCCACACACGUUUUGAUGUCUGUGAUUGAAGAGAAUAUUUCAAGGCUGCGUUUUUACAAGUUCAAACAUUCUACGUAGAGUUAAAGAAGAAAGCAAGCCCUAAAUACAGUAGAUUGUGAGUUUUUAUGUGUAUUUUUAAGCAGAAAUUUUGAUAGUACUGUAUCUGGCUACCUAUAUUUCCAGAUUAAAGCAAGAACUCCUCUAAUCACUGCUUUUGGAAUCCUCCUCCAUUAGAAAUGGCCAGAACAGAUGGAGUUAGCCAUUUCAUUUCACAGUCAUCUUAAUGGACAUUGUGAUCCUGGGUCCAACUGUCUGUCAGGCCAGUUGUCCUUGUCUGUGGGUGUGUAUGUCAGUCUUCACCAUAGGUAGAGCGGGGGCUGUGAACGCACGUCACCUUUAUUUCUGUUCUCUUGCUUUUCCUUCUUUUCCUGCUCUUAAACUCAGGCCUUUAUGCUGUGAGUGGCUUGUCCAAGAAGCACACAUUUCCUAGUAGUCCUGAACCAGCCCUGCUUCUGACAUAAAAGGAAAAUUGCUGGACACACACGAAUCUGCUAGUACUUAGGUUGAGUAAUGAGCAUUAGGCAUUGGAAGAGGUUUUAAAUUUGCUUUUUUGAGGACAAGAAGGGGGGGGUGGAUUUUGGCAUCAUAGCAUAUAUAUUAAGGAAUAAUCAGGACAUCAGAUACAUUUUAAUACAUAGCUGGGGCCUUAUGUUGUAGAUGAAGCUUGCUGUUUUUAGCAAGCUCCUGGUUUUCACAUUCAUUUCUGAUGCAUUGAGUAGCUCCACACAUUUCAUAAUAUGUCCUCUUUAUUUAUAUGCAAAAAUUACUAUAUUAAUAAAGAGGAACAUUUUUGUAACACAACGACUUGUUGGAGCUAUUUGGUGCUUGAAUGUGACUGUCCUUUUUACUUUUGCUAAGCCUUAUUUAAAUUUUGUAUACCAUGAAUAUGUAGAAUUUGUCAAAUCAUUUUAGUGCUGAGGGGUUUCUGUUUGUUUGUUUUUUUUGUUCCAGUUUUACUGGUGUACUGUAAGAUGGCACUUGCUGACAUAAGUACUAAGGCACUAAGAGAAAAUACACAGAUAAGUAUUUAUAAGAUGCUUGGGAUCCAUAGCAGAAUUUUUGUUCUGUUUUGUAAGAGAAAAAAAUUACCAAUAAAUACUAAUCCAGCACCCAACCCCCACAGGGAUGGUUAAAUAUCUUCAAGCUAUAAAAUUAUUCAUCCAAGCACAGCAUCAUCUUAAUAGCCCUGUGGAUUGUAAAUCAUUUAGCGAAGCUGUAAACUCCGCUUCAAAAACAAAGGCGUAACUUAACUGCUUGGUUGUCCUUCAUUGUAAAAUGAGUUGGCAAUGACAAAAAAGUCUCCUCCUUGCCCCUAAUUUUUUUCCCAUGUGGUUUCAGCCAUUCCCUAUCAUUAUGUUGUGAAAGUGUAGGAGAAAAAAAUACUUAACAAAAACUUAAAUGAGUUUCAAAAACGGUCUCAACAUUUAUAAUUAAUAUCUGUGUCUGGCAGUUGUCAUAGCCCAGUCUGUGUGCACUCAGACCUCCAGACUGGUCUACAGGGAGGUAGUUCAUGGUUUACAGCCUUUGCUUUUUAACUGUCCAGUUUCCUUUAAAGCACAACUAGCUGCUUGUUUACAAAUGAUAUUUUUAUGUAUAUUUUGUAUAGUGUAUUAUCAUUUUUGCCAAAUAUGUUUUUGCAUUCUGGUUGAGUAAAGAGUGCUUAAGGUUGCAUUCAUGUAGUACCUGUUUGUUGUUGUAAACCUCUCCAAUCAGCUGGUAGAAAGUCUCCUGUGUUCUAUUUGGUCGGUCUCCUGUGAUUGUAAGAUGUGCUCCUCGGUAGUACUCCCAGCUGUAGAUUUACCAGCUUAAAAGUUUGUUAGGAUCUGUGCAAUAAAGUGUUUGCAGUCUUAUUUUCUCUAAGAAAUUCCCUAUGGAUGUCAUAAUUGUUGUAUAUUGAACAAAUAUUUAUACUUAUGCAGUUGCAUAACAUUGAAAUAAAAAUUUAGC
This is a messenger RNA of Talpa occidentalis (Iberian mole), 10499 nucleotides long. RefSeq names its product microtubule associated serine/threonine kinase family member 4 (gene MAST4). Gene Ontology annotation, biological process: intracellular signal transduction; peptidyl-serine phosphorylation. Lineage: Eukaryota; Metazoa; Chordata; Mammalia; Eulipotyphla; Talpidae. Gene Ontology annotation, molecular function: protein binding; ATP binding; magnesium ion binding. The record is from RefSeq and is a predicted model, not a curated record.